This is a messenger RNA of Oldenlandia corymbosa var. corymbosa, 852 nucleotides long. The record is from the annotation of a GenBank genome assembly. NCBI's taxonomy places the organism in Eukaryota, Viridiplantae, Streptophyta, Magnoliopsida, Gentianales, Rubiaceae.
AUGUCGAUGCCUCAAGUAUCAGCAGCGGUGCCAUCGGUGGGACAAGUGUCAAUGCCGAUUCAAACUUCUGCUUCAAAUGGGAGUUAUGUGCCGAUAAGUACUCCUAUUCGUGUUUCAGCAGUUGAUUCAUACUCAACGGUUUCAUACUCUAGGAUUUCAAAGCCCGAUGUUCCUCCAGUGUUUCACAAUCAAGGGCGGAUGGAUCAAACUCCGCCAAUGACUCCAGAGUUGACCCACCAAAGAUUUAUGGCGUUGGAACAACAGCUUGUUACACAUACAACCCGAUUUGAACAAGCACUACUUGUGAUAAGCCAACAGAAUGUGAGUUCCGAUUCAGGGAGUUUAGGUGUUAAUGCAUUGACGGCGUUAGGGACUGCAACAGGAAAUGAUCCCAUGAGAGAUAUAAUACCGAGACAGAAUACUAGGCAGGAAAAUGUUUCCCGGACAAUGCAAGGUGUGCAGAGGAAUCAGAGGCUUUUGCUUCAAGGUCCAACGGGUUCAGGUUCAAAUCAAGGCACCCUUGUCGAGAAUACGGAACGAGCAGGGCAAAAUGUUCAGGGAAACAAUGAUUGCCAUUUUAUUCUGUAUCAAAAUCGUGCUACGCUGCCAAUAUCAAGAGGUAAUAAUGCAGGUGCCAAUUUUAUUGAUCCACAUAUACCUCAAGGGUUAGGCAUUGUGGUUUCUAAUCAGAAUGUAGUUCCGCCGCAUCCAACAUUGGAAGAAAAUAGAGAAGAACAACAGUGGAUGGAAUACAAAGCAAAUCAAAUUUUGAAUAGGAACAGAGCACAUGCUAAUGGUCACCCUUAUGGCAAUCCUUUAGGCGCAAACAUUAACCGGCAACGUGGACAAUAG